Molecule: messenger RNA, 558 nt
Organism: Diceros bicornis minor
Lineage: Eukaryota; Metazoa; Chordata; Mammalia; Perissodactyla; Rhinocerotidae
Product: zinc finger protein 567-like
Exons: 5
Coding region: 277-513 (78 amino acids)
Biological process (GO): regulation of DNA-templated transcription
Source: RefSeq, a predicted model, not a curated record
GACUGACUGUACCGAUGGUGUGAAGGACCAAGAAUGUCGUUGUCGGAGGAAGUUGUGACUGAUUUUGGAAACACCAGGCCGACCUCGCCAGAAUAAGAAUUCAAGAUUUAACGUCAAAGCAGGGGAUAAAGAAGGGCAGAGAGUUCACUCAGAGCGGCAGUGAGACAGGGCUGGUGAUCUGCGGGCGGAGUGACACCGGCGAGUGUGGGCUUUGUAAAGACGCGAAUUUACUGACUCUGCCUUUUCAGGCCACUGCCCUCUCUCCACAAGUCAGACAUGACUAAGUUCCAGGGAUCAGUGUCAUUCAAGGAUGUGACUGUGGACUUCACCCAGGAGGAGUGGAAUCAUCUGGACCCUACUCAGAGGACCCUGUACAGAGAUGUGAUGCUAGAGAACUACAGCCAUUUGGUCUCUGUGGGGUGUCUGCAAACCAGAUGUGAUUGCCUCUUUGGAGAAGACAGGGCUUUGGAUCAUAGAGAGAGAAAUCUCAAGUUCAAGUUGUACAGCCGCUAGGUAGGGGCCUGGUGUGAAUGAUCCAGCUGAAUCUGCAUCCGAAGG